This is a messenger RNA of Echinostoma caproni, 1356 nucleotides long. Lineage: Eukaryota; Metazoa; Platyhelminthes; Trematoda; Plagiorchiida; Echinostomatidae. The record is from the annotation of a GenBank genome assembly.
AUGCCUCAUUCGCUUGUAUGUGGACAACUGGAGCGGUUGUCUCUAGAAGACUAUGCCAAUUGGAAAACGCUGCGUCAAGGUAGAUAUACAAAUUCAGAAGUUGUGCGUGGUUACUCCUGUCGCUUAAUCCUGUUCCCCGAAUUGAACUCUGUUGGUGACUCUCAAGAUGCAAUGUUGGCAUACGCGUGUGUGGCUAGCACGCCUCCCUGGAUAAUUGGCGAUUUGGCACAGAAUUCCAUGGAUUCUGGCAAAACUGGUUCACCAUUAUCAGCGUUCUCCGGUUAUCGUGUGCUGCCGAAGGACGGAAUAGAUGCUGAGGAUUACCGUUCGAUCGCUUGGUUAGAAACAAACUCGGCAGAACGCAGUCCACAUGAUUUGUGGCAGUGCACUGUGGCAGCCGUAUUUCUUACUCAUUGUUUAUCGGAUGGAGGGUACCCGUUGGUUUGGUCAGAACCGGAUUGCCUUCAAGAUCCAAGGAAUUACCAGAAAAUUACUCCCAAUUCUCCCUUGCCAGCUUCAUGGGCUGCCGCGUGUAUUUUGUAUCACCUGCAAAGUUUGCAGUUGAAUGGUAUGCUGAAGGAAUGUAGAGUACUUUCCGUUCGUGACGCGUCGCACGGUUUCGGAUUUGUUGUGGAUGAAAACAAAGUGAUCUUUCGAGAUAACACAUCCUUUCUGGGCUAUGCCGUAUAUCCUACAAUGUCGCUCAUCAACCAUUCCUGUGAUCCCAAUUGUGCACUGGUUUUCAUGCGCGACGGCUACUGUGGUCUGUUUGCGACGGAACAUAUCGCCAAAGGGAACGCAUUAUCGAUAUCGUACUCUGUGCAUUAUGCCACACAUUCGCUACUGGAUCGACAUCAGCCACUUAAGUAUAUUUACCAAUUUGAAUGCUCCUGUCAGGCGUGCAAAGAUGGUCAACAUGGACCAGAUUUCCCAUGGGAUAUGACCUGUUCACGCUGCUUCCGUCCGUUUUCGCUGCUCGAAAUGCGAUCUAGACGCAGUCCACAGUCGAAAAGAUGUCAAUGUUCUUAUGAAACCAAACGGCGUAUAGUUCGUCGGGUUUACUCUGGUAUGCGAAGUCUUCCUCAGAUGAAUGGCAAACAGAUGCUUUUAAAAUACGUUCGAGGUUUAAUGAAGAGUGAUUCAUCUAUGUGGUUUGAAAACCAUAUUGCAAAUCUCGCCCGUCUACUGAACCGGAACAAUUUAGGUGGAUUGAUCACACGUUACAGUCUCCCAUUCGUUCAAAUGAAAGAAGAACUGAGAAAUGCGCUUCGAUUGAAGUACGGUUGUUGCUUGAUGUUACGUUAUGAUCCGAUCACUGAACUUCUCAGCUGUCUAACUCUGAACUCGGACCUUUGA